AUGACGCUCUUUAUUAUCAUAUCUCUGAAGGUCACCUCCGGAUCCAACAUGAGCAGUAUAACCACUGUGAUCCUCAUGGGAUUUCCCAUCUCCGAGGUCUCCCGGCUGAUCCUCUUCUGUCUUCUGGUACUGAUCUACUCUGGGACAAUGUGCGGGAACCUGGUGAUCGUCCUCCUGGUGUCCAUCAGUAAGAACCUCCACAGCCCCAUGUACUUCUUCCUGACACAAGUCUCUAUCUCUGAUGUCAUCCUGGUCACCACCAUUGUCCCCAGCACCCUCCAUUUCCUGUACAUAGACUCCCGGCUAAUGUCUCUAUGGGGCUGCAUCGCUCAGUACGUCAGUUUCUCAUUCGCUCUCAGCUCGGAAUGUCUUCUUCUCACCGCCAUGUCUUACGAUCGUUUUUUUGCGAUCUGUGAUCCCUUACGUUACACAUCUAUCAUGGACAUGAGGCGCUGUAUAUCUCUGGCCAUUUUGUGCUGGUGUUUGAGCCUGUCCGUCAUAUCUGUAAAGAUCACGAACGUGUCCCAGUUUGACUUCUGUGGUCCUAACAUUGUCCACCAUUUCUUCUGUGACCUCUAUCCCCUCUUACAGCUGUCGUGUUCAGAAACCUCCGUAUUCCAGAUACAAAUCACGAUUAUCGUGGUCACUUUGGUUAUUACACCAUUACUCCUCAUUAUAACCUCAUAUACUUGUAUCAUUUCUUCCAUACUAAAGAUCCAGUCACUGACCAGGAGACGAAAGGUCUUCUCCACAUGCAGCUCCCACCUAACUGUGGUUUGUAUAUACUAUGGGACAUUAUGCGGCAUUUACAUCAUUCCCAACAAAGGACAAGAGUUUGGGGUGAGUACGGCCUUCUCCUUGUUCUAUACAGUGGUGACUCCAUUACUGAACCCCAUAGUGUACAGCCUGAGAAACAAGGAGCUAAAAAAGGCCUUCAAGACGUCUACAAAGAGACUGCACACAAUCAUCAAGCGUAGAUAG
Hyla sarda is the source of this 981-nucleotide messenger RNA. Its product is annotated as olfactory receptor 8H1-like. Gene Ontology annotation, biological process: G protein-coupled receptor signaling pathway. Lineage: Eukaryota; Metazoa; Chordata; Amphibia; Anura; Hylidae. The transcript has a single exon. Bases 1 to 981 code for a protein of 326 amino acids. Gene Ontology annotation, molecular function: G protein-coupled receptor activity; olfactory receptor activity. The record is from RefSeq and is a predicted model, not a curated record. Gene Ontology annotation, cellular component: membrane.